AUGCCUCGUAUUUUUAAUCAAGCAGCGUGGUACGUAGUUCAGGCCGCGCCAUCUCGCGAUGAGGCGAUUCCAAUUUGUCAAAGGUGUUCCAAGGCAAAUCGCUACUGCGACCGUAGUCCGACUCCCGCACAGUUCCACAACAGGAGCCAGGAAGACGAAGCUGGGACGGGGCGUACGAAAACUGCAAUUCCAGGGCCGUUUCCUUCACCAAAGGACCCUCGCAGUGCUCUGCAAAACCCUUCGGUGGCACGUUACUUCUAUCACUACAUUACCAACCUCGCGCCGUGGUACGACCUCAGCGAUAGCUUACAGCUAUUUGGUACGAACCUUCCUGAAACAGCAUUAGAGAACCCUCUACCUUUCGCUGCCAUUCUGGCCCUUUCUGCGGUACACAUCAGCCAGACAACUGCCCCUUCAGCCAGAGCAGCAGCUGAGUUCUACCACGGUCAUUGCGUACGACUUUUGAUUGAGCUUAAAGACGAUGAGGAUGAUGAAGCAAACACCCAGGGGUUAGCGCUCGCCUCUGUGUGUCUUCUGCGUUCUUAUGAGAUUCUCAGCGAAGAGGUCGAUCCUAAUAGACAUCUUCAAGGUGCCUAUUCAUUAGCAGCCUACCGGAGCCCCCUCGUAGACUACCUAGGAUCUGGAAUGAGAACCGCGGGAUUCUGGAAUUAUCUUCGCGAAGACAUUACUUUCAGCCUAUUCCAGCGAUGUCCUCUUAAAAUAGACUUGGAUCAAAUGCCCCUGCCGAAUCAUCAUCACAACGACCACAGUUAUUUGAAUACAGUGUCGCUUAUUCUCGGCCGUAUCAUCAACUCAUGCUUUGCAAGCACCAUCACCGAACAGAACUGGGCUCUCCUCUUCGACAUGCUUCGCACCUGGUCCUUGAGCCUGCCAAGUCGGUUCAGACCUUUUUCAAGAGAAGAACGUGGACUAGGCCUUACCCUGCCUUCUAUAUGGAUGCUCAAAGGCUGUCAUGCAGCGGCAUUACACUACCAACUCGUUUGCGUAACCAUAAUCUGCACCCAGGCAACACCAGAGAAACUUUUAGACUUGAAGGCUUUGUUGGGAGACUCGCAUGGGACAGGCAACACGAGGGAAGAUAUCCUGGAAAGCGUUGCCCACGAUGUCUGCGGCAUAGCAUUUACCGCCAACACGCCUUCGGUUCUCGUCAAUUCUUUUGGCCCGAUCGCAUUUUGCGCAAAAUUCAUCCGUGGGGAAGCCUCCCAGCGAGAGCUAAUACGCCGUCUCAUGGGGUCUAAGCGGUCGAUCGGGUGGCCAGUCCAGCGACUCAUUUCAGACUUACAAGUUGAAUGGAGUGGAUCAAUCCCUGCAACAUCCUAA
This is a messenger RNA of Colletotrichum truncatum, 1341 nucleotides long. NCBI's taxonomy places the organism in Eukaryota, Fungi, Ascomycota, Sordariomycetes, Glomerellales, Glomerellaceae. The record is from RefSeq and is a predicted model, not a curated record.